Thamnophis sirtalis is the source of this 1518-nucleotide messenger RNA. RefSeq names its product splicing factor 3b subunit 4 (gene SF3B4). Gene Ontology annotation, biological process: positive regulation of mRNA splicing, via spliceosome. NCBI's taxonomy places the organism in Eukaryota, Metazoa, Chordata, Lepidosauria, Squamata, Natricidae. Gene Ontology annotation, cellular component: precatalytic spliceosome; U2 snRNP; nucleolus. The record is from RefSeq and is a predicted model, not a curated record. Gene Ontology annotation, molecular function: RNA binding.
CCGCGAGGAGACUAUUAUGCGCGUGAGUUGCCCGGUAGUCCUUACAGCCAGCUGCCUUCCACGGCGAGGCGUCCGAGCGUCCGCCCGAGAACAAGAUGGCCGCGGCGGCCACGCUGCGCCCUUAACGUAAUUUCCGGCUAGGAUCGGAAGUGCGAGUGAAAGCCGGGAAGGGCCCGAUCAAGAUGGCGGCGGGCCCCAUCUCGGAGCGGAACCAAGAUGCCACCGUCUACGUGGGCGGCCUGGACGAGAAGGUCAGCGAGCCGCUCCUGUGGGAGCUGUUCCUCCAGGCGGGGCCCGUGGUCAACACCCACAUGCCCAAGGACCGCGUCACGGGCCAGCACCAAGGCUAUGGCUUCGUGGAAUUUCUCAGCGAGGAGGACGCUGACUACGCCAUCAAGAUCAUGAACAUGAUCAAACUCUACGGGAAGCCCAUCCGGGUCAACAAGGCCUCGGCCCACAACAAGAACCUGGAUGUGGGCGCCAACAUCUUCAUCGGCAACCUGGACCCGGAGAUAGACGAGAAGCUGCUGUACGACACGUUUAGCGCCUUCGGGGUCAUCCUUCAGACUCCCAAGAUCAUGCGUGACCCUGACACGGGCAACUCCAAGGGUUACGCCUUCAUCAACUUUGCCAGCUUUGAUGCUUCAGAUGCUGCCAUAGAGGCGAUGAAUGGACAAUACCUCUGCAACCGCCCCAUAACCGUUUCCUAUGCCUUCAAGAAGGAUUCUAAGGGGGAAAGGCAUGGCUCAGCGGCUGAGCGCCUCCUCGCUGCGCAGAACCCCCUCUCCCAGGCAGACCGGCCACAUCAACUCUUUGCAGACGCUCCACCCCCACCCUCGGUGCCUACGCCAGUGGUUACCACCUUGGGGCCAGGGGUUACUCCUCCAGGCAUCCCCCCGCCAGGAUCAUUUCCUCCACCAGUACCCCCUCCGGGAGCUUUGCCACCAGGAUUGCCUCCAUCCAUGCCACCUCCACCCAUGCCACCAGGAGCUGGUGCCCCAGGACCUCCUUCUGCAGGAGCCCCCGGUGGGGCGCAUCCUCCCCACCCACAUCCUUUCCCUCCUGGCGGGAUGCAUCCAGGGAUGCCGCAAAUGCAGGUCCAUCAUGGAAUGCCCGGGAUGGGCCCACAUCACCCUGGACCUCCAGGAGCAGGGGGGCAGCCACCUCCGCGCCCACCUCCAGGCAUGCCCCAUCCUGGGCCACCCCCCAUGGGCAUGCCACCCAGGGGACCUCACUUUGGAUCCCCAAUGGGUCAUCCUGGUCCCAUGCCACCUCAUGGCAUGCGUGGGCCGCCUCCUUUGAUGCCACCCCAUGGAUACAAUGGCCCACCUCGGCCUCCUCCCUACAGCUAUCAGCGCAUCCCUCUGCCGCCUCGUCCUGCCCAACGGCCCAUGGUGCCUCCGCGGGGACCUAUGCGGGGGCCUCUCCCCCCCUAGGCCACAAUAGGUCACCAGCCUGCCUGAAAAAACAGCCGCCUCCUGUGGGUCUCCCUUUUUCUUCUCUUUUUUUUUUUUUUUU